Molecule: messenger RNA, 1523 nt
Organism: Physella acuta
Lineage: Eukaryota; Metazoa; Mollusca; Gastropoda; Physidae
Product: nuclear receptor subfamily 2 group E member 1-like
Biological process (GO): regulation of DNA-templated transcription
Molecular function (GO): sequence-specific DNA binding; DNA-binding transcription factor activity; zinc ion binding
Source: RefSeq, a predicted model, not a curated record
CUUUCACAGCAGUCACAUUUCUGGCCAGGCGGCGCUCGACUCUUGGACUUUACUUCUGCUUUCAUUCCUGGAACUUUUCACAGUCUUCAUUGUUAAUUAAGUUCUUAAGUCGGUUAAUGAAUUUAUUUAUUUUAAAAGAAUUCCACCACUGACUUGAAACAAAACGUGUGAUAGCUGAAUGCCAAAAGUGAAGAUUUCUGUCAGGAUUAACUCCAGCCGUCAUGCCUGUAAGGAGCUAGCCGUAAAACAGAUUCCAGAGCUGGUGCGACCCUCUCUCAAGAACUGACCCAGGACAUUCUCCAGCCGUGUGCCCGGCUGUAGCUGUGACGUCUGCCAGCUCCGGCUGUAGCCCAUCAUGAACCGGCCGACUGGAACUUCUAGUCGGAUAUUGGUGGACAUCCCGUGUAAGGUCUGCCAGGAUCACUCAUCAGGCAAACACUACGGCAUCUACGCUUGUGAUGGAUGCGCAGGGUUUUUUAAGAGGUCAAUACGUCGCAACAGACAGUACAUAUGUAAAUCCAGGGGUCAAGGGUCAUGUCCGGUUGAUAAAACUCACCGGAACCAGUGCCGGGCGUGCCGGUUGAAGAAAUGCAUGGAAGCCGGCAUGAACAAAGAUGCCGUGCAGCACGAGCGGGGCCCCAGGAACUCCACCAUCAGACGCCAGGUGGCGAUGUACCUGAAGGAGUCCUCAGAGUACGGCAGCGUCCUCAGCGCCACACCUUACAGGCCGCCAUUUUACCCCUCCUUUGUGACGUACGAAUCUGUUGGUGACGGAGUGACAGUGUCGGCCGUGGACCCGCCCCCAUCCAUAGCCACGCCCCCCUCUGGAAUUCUACUGCACCCGCUGCCCAAGUACCCUCACGAGAUGAUCCAGGCCUACGCCAACAACCCCGAGGCUAUCUGCGAGGCCGCUGCCAGACUUCUCUUCAUGAGCGUCAAGUGGACCAAGUCGGUCCCCGCCUUCGUCACCCUGCCGUUCCGGGAUCAGGUACUUCUGCUGGAGGAGAGUUGGCGAGAGUUGUUUGUCCUUGGUGCCGCCCAGUUCCAGAUUCCACUGGACGCUGGACCUCUGCUGGCCGCAGCAGGUGUUACGAGUGAGCACAGUCCAGCAGAAAAGAUCGUCUCCAUGAUGAGUGAGGUGCGAGCCCUCCAGGACACCAUCGCCAAGUUCAAGGCCCUACAGGUCGACCCCACGGAAUACAUUUGUCUCAAGGGAAUCGUUCUAUUUAAGACAGUGUUCGCCAACAACAACACGGAGCUUAAGACCCUGAGGGAGUUCCACUCUGUUGCCAGCCUCCAGGACCAGGCCCAGCUGACGUUAAACCAGUACAUUAGGACGGCUUACCCCACCCAGCCCUUCAGGUUUGGCAAGCUCCUGCUGUUGCUUCCAUCUUUGCGAGUGGUCAGCGGAGGAACCAUCGAGGAACUCUUCUUCAGGAAAACCAUCGGGAACAUCCCCAUAGAACGUCUGCUGGUGGACAUGUUUAAAUCCAGCGACUUCUGAACACAUCACGUCUGCCACA